Penaeus vannamei (Pacific white shrimp) is the source of this 975-nucleotide messenger RNA. The record is from RefSeq and is a predicted model, not a curated record. Lineage: Eukaryota; Metazoa; Arthropoda; Malacostraca; Decapoda; Penaeidae.
CUCCGCCCUGGCCAUCGGCUCCUGCUGGAUCCCCAACCUCUCGGCUCUCCUGCUCUCGCGCUUCCUCAUGGGCGCCGUCCACCCCACGAUACAGAAGACGGGAUAUAUACUAGGCAUGGAGGUCGCGGAUCCCAAGUGGCGCACGCAUAUCGGCAUUGUAUUGUUUCUGCCAUGGGCGCUUGGUCUCAUGGCGUGGGGCGGGUUCGCUUACCUCGUCCGGGAAUGGCGGAUGCUUCAGCUGACCGUGUCUUUGCUGUGUCUGGCCUUCUUGCCUACUCUGUGGCAAUGGUACGCCCGCACCAAGACGCCCGCGCCCACACCGCGAGAGGCUGGUUCAGAAGGCGUUUGGAUGAAGCAUUUAUUCUUUUCAGAACCCCCCGCCUUCGCACCAUCACCCUCAGCCUGUACACCAACUACCUACUGGUGGGUGCUGUGUACUUCGGCCUCUCGCUCAGCGGCGGCGACCUGAGCUCCGACCCGUUCCUGUACAUGGUGCUGACGGGGGUCGUGGAGCUGCCGGCCUACACGCUGGUCAUCCCCCUGGUGGCUCGCUACGGCAGGAGGGCCCCCGUAGUCGCCUUCUUCUUCUUGACGGCUGCGGCUCUUUGGUGUUGCCCUUUGUGCCCGCAGGUGGGAUCGAUGGUUUUAGCCCUUAUAGGAAAGAUGAGCAUCGCUUCAGCAUUUCAGGUCCUCGACUUGUACUCCUCAGAACUCUUUCCUACUGAGGUUAGGACGAGAGGCAUGAGCACUGCCCAUGUCAUGUCAAGGGUGGGGUCCACUUGUUCCCCUUACAUCAUAGACUACUUGGGCCCCUUGUACCCGUGGGCGCCGUCAGCAGUGUUCGGGGCGGCGUCGGUGCUCGCGGGACUGGCCACGCUCGCCCUGCCGGAGACGCUGCACGUGGCGCUCCCGGACACCAUCGAGCACCUGGAGGAGCGGGAGAUCAGGACUAGGCGCUUAGCCUGGCUCAUGUAG